AGCUUCCCUGGGAAUGCGCGGCCGAGGGAAUGCGCGCGGCUCCCGGGCCCUGGCAGUGAGCUGGCGCCCGGCGACCUGGCACCCGCGCCUGGAUAUGGGGCGUCUACAUUGUCCCAGGAGCAGCACCAGCCACAGGAACCUGCCGCAUCUGUUUCUGGUUUUCCUCUUCGUGGGACCCUUCAGCUGCCUCGCGAGUUACAGCCGGGCCACGGAGCUAGUGUACAGCCUGAACGAGGGGCUGCCCGCGGGAGUGCUCAUCGGCAGCCUGGCCGAGGACCUGCGCCUGGCGCCCCGGGCCGCAGCGAGGCAAGACCAGCAGCCGCGGCCGCCGGAGCGCACCGGGGCUGAGUGGAACCCGCCUCUCUCCUUCAGCCUGGCCUCCCGGGGACCGAGCGGCCAGUACGUGACCCUGGACAACCGCUCUGGGGAGCUGCACACUUCUGCUCAGGAGAUCGACAGAGAGGCCCUGUGUCUUGAAGGGGGUGGAGGGGCUGCCUGGGGCGGCAGCAUUUCCAUCUCCUCUCCUUCCGCUGACUCUUGCCUUUUGCUUCUGGAUGUGCUGGUCCUGCCUCAGGAAUACUUUAGGUUUGUGAAGGUGAAAAUCGCUAUCAGAGACAUCAAUGACAAUGCCCCACAGUUCCCCGUUUCCCAGAUCUCCGUUUGGGUCCCGGAAAAUGCACCUGUAAACACCCGAUUGGCCAUAGAGCAUCCUGCUGUGGACCCAGAUGUAGGCACUAAUGGGGUACAGACCUAUCGCUUACUGGACUACCAUGGUAUGUUCACCCUGGACGUGGAGGAGAAUGAGAAUGGGGAGCGCACCCCCUACCUAAUUGUCAUGGGUGCUUUGGACAGGGAAACUCAAGACCAGUAUGUGAGCAUCAUCAUAGCUGAGGAUGGUGGGUCUCCACCACUACUGGGCAGUGCCACCCUCACCAUUGGCAUAAGUGACAUUAAUGACAAUUGCCCUCUCUUCGCAGACUCGCAAAUCAAUGUCACUGUGUAUGGGAAUGCUACAGUAGGCACCCCGAUUGCAGCUGUCCAGGCUGUGGAUAGAGACUUGGGCACCAAUGCUCAGAUCACCUAUUCUUACAGCCAGAAAGUCCCACAAGCAUCCAGGGAUUUAUUCCACCUGGAUGAAAACACUGGCGUCAUUAAACUUUUCAGUAAGAUUGGGGGAAGUGUUCUACAAAUGCACAAACUCACCAUUCUUGCUAAUGGACCAGGCUGUAUCCCUGCUGUGAUCACCGCUUUGGUAUACAUUAUCAAAGUCAUUUUCAGACCACCUGAAAUUGUCCCUCGUUAUAUAGCAAAUGAGAUAGAUGGUAUUGUUUAUCUGAAAGAACUGGAACCUGUUAGCACUCCAAUUGCGUUUUUCACCAUAAGAGAUCCAGAAGGUAAAUACAAGGUUAACUGCUACCUGGAUGGUGAAGGGCCGUUUAGGUUAUCACCCUACAAACCAUACAAUAAUGAAUAUUUGCUAGAGACUACAAAACCUAUGGACUAUGAGCUGCAGCAGUUCUAUGAAAUAGCUGUGGUGGCCUGGAACUCUGAGGGAUUUCAUGUCAAAAGAGUCAUUAAAGUGCAACUUUUAGAUGACAAUGAUAAUGCUCCCAUUUUCCUUCAACCCUUGAUAGAACUAACCAUUGAAGAAAACAAUGCACCCAACGCCUUUUUGACUAAGCUGUAUGCUACAGAUGCCGACAGUGGAGAGAGAGGCCAAGUUUCAUAUUUUCUGGGACCUGAUGCUCCAUCCUAUUUUUCCUUAGACAGUGUCACAGGAAUUCUGACAGUUUCGACUCAGCUGGACCGAGAAGAGAAAGAGAAGUACAGGUACACAGUCAGAGCUGUUGACUGUGGGAAGCCGCCCAGAGAAUCAGUAGCCACUGUGGCUCUCACAGUGUUGGAUAAAAAUGACAACAGCCCUAGGUUUAUCAACAAGGACUUCAGCUUUUUUGUGCCAGAAAACUUUCCUGGAUAUGGUGAAAUUGGAGUAAUUAGUGUAACAGAUGCUGAUGCUGGGCGAAAUGGAUGGGUCGCUCUCUCAGUGGUGAACCAGAGCGAUAUUUUUGUCAUAGAUACAGGAAAAGGCAUGCUGAGAGCUAAAGUCUCUUUGGAUAGAGAGCAGCAAAGCUCCUACACUUUGUGGGUUGAAGCUGUUGAUGGGGGUGAGCCUGCCCUCUCCUCUACUGCAAAAAUCACAAUUCUCCUUCUGGACAUCAAUGACAACCCUCCUCUUGUUUUAUUUCCCCAGUCUAAUAUGUCUUAUCUGUUGGUACUGCCUUCUACUCUCCCUGGCUCCCCGGUUACAGAGGUCUAUGCUGUUGACAAAGACACAGGCAUGAAUGCUGUCAUAGCUUACAGCAUCAUAGGCAGAAGAGGUCCUAGGCCUGAGUCUUUUAGGAUUGACCCUAAAACUGGCAACAUUACUUUGGAAGAGGCAUUGCUGCAGACAGAUUAUGGACUCCAUCGCUUACUGGUGAAAGUGAGUGAUCACGGUUAUCCCGAGCCUCUCUAUUCCACGGUCAUGGUGAACCUAUUUGUCAAUGACACUGUCAGUAAUGAGAGUUACAUUGAAAGCCUUUUAAGAAAGGAACCAGAAAUUAAUAUAGAAGAGAAAGAACCACAAGUUUCAAUAGAACCGACUCAUAGGAAGGUAGAAUCUGUGUCCUGUAUGCCCACCUUAGUAGCUCUGUCUGUAAUCAGCUUGGGUUCAAUCACACUCGUAACAGGGAUGGGCAUAUACAUCUGCUUAAGGAAAGGGAAAAAGCAUCCCAGGGGAGAUGAAAAUCUGGAAGUACAGAUUCCACUAAAAGGAAAACUUGACUUGCAUAUGAGAGAGAGAAAGCCAAUGGAUAUUUCUAAUAUUUGAUAUUUCAAUGUGGAAUCAAAUAGAGAGACGUUUUAACUGACUUUGGAUAGUCUUCAUCACCUAAACAAGAGUGUGUUGAUGGCGGUUCCAAUGAAAGACGACUAAUUUAUAACAUGUACUAUAUUGUAAAUAGCUGUUUACAGGUUUUUAAAUUCAAAUUCAGAGGUUAUAAAAUGUGUACAGCGUUUUUAAAUGAAAAUUAGUACUAACAGCUAUAGAAUUGUUAUUAAAAAAAAAAGAAAGCUUGGACAUGAUUUGCAGCUUUCAUACACCAAGCAGAUGAUUGAUAAAACCUGAGAGCAAGGUAAGAAAAUGGUACGUUAUAAUUUUUUGGCCUAAAAAGUCCUUUCACCACAAGAGGGCGUCAGCUGCUCCUUUGCAGGGAACUGAGGUAUUAUAUGCGACAGUUGUACAUGAAAUUAAUGAAAGAGUAUAUUUUAAAUAUAUUGUUUUUAACACUAAACAAAGUAUGAAAUUAAAGUAAAUUAAAUUUCACCCUACUUAAAUAUAUGAUAAGAAAGAAAAGAAAUGCACUUGUAAAACAAUGUUUAUUACCUCAUAAGUACAUGUAUAGUUUGAAAGAGAAGGCAUUAAAAAGAAGUGCAAUUCCUUUUUAGCAAGGGUAAAAACAUUGCCUUGUGUUACAAAUUCAACCUGCUGAAGAGUUUUUUCACUUUCUGUGAACUCAAAUUGCUUUCCGUUUGCUUUACCACUGCACUUGCUAUUAUUACAGGGGAAAAAUAUAUAUAUUCUUCCUUACAGAAAAUGUAACUAGAAAUUGUGCCCAAGAAAAACAGCCAGAAGCAAAGAAAUGUUUCUAUUCUUAGUUGUUUCAUAGGUGUUGAUGACAUUUUAGUGCUUGCACAACUUCUCAGUAGUACUUUAUACUUGGGUUAUAUAUUAGAUUUUUAUAUGUUUAAAGUCAUCCCUUAUAUAAAAAAGUAGAAAUCACAUUAAAACAAUUAUUCUAGAAGCUUGUGUACACUAUUGGUUGUUUUUAGUUGGGCAUUUUAUAUGAAAGUUAUACCGUACUUGUCUUUUUGCUGUUGUUUAGGUUUAUUGGCUACCAUUUCUGGCUUCCUUUCUUUGGCUUUGGACUAAGUCCAAGAGUUUAUUUGUAAGCCCAGCAGCAGAUUUCUUUGAUAAUAUAGCUUUUGCUGAAUCUUUUGCAAUGAAGAAAGCUGGUUCAUCAGUGAUUUAUCACUUUCACUUCAUUGUGUGAGCUGGAAAUUUUAUUUUAUAUGAGAGCUAUUGCAAAAUUAUCUGUAUAAACAAGGAAUGUAAGUGUUAGUUUAAACUGGAUCAUUUUACUUUUUGGCAUCAUGCGUCUGUACUGUACCAAAAGUGUUUAUAUGUCUACAAAUUAAAGUUAUAUAUUUUCAUAA
Messenger RNA from Lemur catta (Ring-tailed lemur), 4254 nucleotides. It is a transcript of the gene PCDH20, whose product is annotated as protocadherin 20. NCBI's taxonomy places the organism in Eukaryota, Metazoa, Chordata, Mammalia, Primates, Lemuridae. The record is from RefSeq and is a predicted model, not a curated record. The coding region runs from base 14 to 2869 and encodes 951 amino acids. Gene Ontology annotation, biological process: homophilic cell-cell adhesion. Gene Ontology annotation, cellular component: plasma membrane. The transcript has 2 exons. Gene Ontology annotation, molecular function: calcium ion binding.